UCGAGAGUUCAGAACACACAACACAGUCUUAUCCCUAACCCUUUUGUUUUCUGAAAAUAAAAGAUAAAUGGCAGUCACUGAAACAAACACAAAGAGCUCUCUGCACACUCGAAGCAACAGCUUUCCAUCCGCACCUCACCCAGUCAUAUCGCAAUAUGAGGAGCAUCUUCAAAGAUUGAAGGAUUGUGAAGCUUCUUCUUCAGUAUCAUCAUCUUCACUAAGCCACAAACUUGAUGGUUUGCUGGAUUUGCAUGACUGCACUGAUAAGUUGCUUCAUUUGACAACCAAACAACAAGUAUUAGCACGAGAGUGCAGUGAUAAAUGUGUUGAUGGCCUUCUGGAAGGGUCUCUGAGGCUCUUGGAUAUCUGCAGUACAGCUAAGGAAUGCUUACUAAUAUCAAAGGAAAGCCUGCAUGAACUUCACUCAGUCAUCCGAAGAAGGAAAGGUGAUGAAACCGUUUGCACAAUUGAGGGUGGAAACUACUUGGCUUCAAGGAACAAAUUGAAGAAGGCAAUUAGAAAGGCCUUGAGAAAUUUGAAAGCGAUCAAGAGUGAGUCUGCAGUUUUUCCUUCAAACAAAGAUCGUGGCACUUUGCCUGUGCUUAGUAUCUUAACAGAAGCAGAAGAGGUCACAAUGAAGUCAUUAGAAUCUUUGUUGGUGUUUAUCUGUGACCCCAAGGGACAACCAAAACAGAGCAGAUGGUCGGCAAUCUCAAAGCUGAUGCAGCCUAAAAGAGUUUCUUGUGACUCUCAAGAAUCAAACACAAAUGAAUUUGAGACAGUAGAUGCAACUUUGCUGUCUCUCCUCCGUCACAAGUCUUCCUCUAUCGUGUAUCUUCAAAGCCAUCUUGAAAAUUUGGAGAUGUGCAUUCAGGAUCUAGAAUUAGGAAUUGAGCAGCUCUCAAGAAAACUAAUUAGGAACCGAGUUUCCCUUCUCAACAUCUUCAAUCACUGAUCAUUGUACAUGUCUAUGAUUUUUCUGAACUCAAUUUUGACCCCACAAGUAUUGUCUACCAAUUGUACAUUAAUGUGAGUUAAAUUAUGUUCUUUCUAAA
Messenger RNA from Vigna angularis (adzuki bean), 1055 nucleotides. RefSeq lists its product as uncharacterized. Gene Ontology annotation, biological process: shoot system development; root development. The record is from RefSeq and is a predicted model, not a curated record. Bases 68 to 955 code for a protein of 295 amino acids. Lineage: Eukaryota; Viridiplantae; Streptophyta; Magnoliopsida; Fabales; Fabaceae. The transcript has a single exon.